AUGAUGCAGGAGAUAAUACCGGAUUUUCUUGAAGAGUGUGAAUUUGUCGACACUUCACUAGCCGGAGAUGAUCUAUUUGCCAUCUUAGAGAGUCUUGAAGGUGGCGGAGAAAUAUCUCCGGCGGCUGCAUCUACACCUAAAGAUGGAACCACAACUUCGAAAGAGUUAGUAAAGGAUCAAAACUAUGAAACCUCAUCUCGUAAGAGGAAGAGGCAAAGACUAACCGAGAAAGAAGAGGAAGACGAAGAAGAAGAUGGAGAAGGAGAAGGAGAAGAGGGAGAAGAAGAGAAUAAGCAAGAUGGGCAACAAAAGAUGUCUCAUGUAACCGUGGAACGUAACAGAAGAAAGCAAAUGAACGAGCACUUAACUGUUCUACGUUCUCUUAUGCCUUGUUUCUACGUCAAAAGGGGGGACCAAGCAUCGAUCAUAGGAGGAGUUGUGGAAUACAUAAGCGAGCUACAACAAGUUCUUCAAUCUUUAGAAGCCAAGAAACAACGUAAGACUUACGCGGAAGUUCUAAGCCCGAGACUAGUCCCGAGUCCACGACCUUCACCGCCUGUCCUAAGCCCGCGAAAACCGCCUCUUAGCCCGCACAUCAACCACCACCAGCUACACCACCACCUCCUUCUCCCUCCCAUAAGCCCUCGAACCCCUCAGCCCACAAGCCCAUACCGGGUCCAUCCGCCGCAACUACCACCCAUCCCACAGCCUCCUCUUCGUUCUUACAGCUCAUUGGCCGCUUGUAGCAGCUUAGGGGACCCACCUCCUUACUCUCCGGCUUCAUCUUCUUCCUCUCCUUCAGUCAGUAGUAAUCAUGAGAGUAGUGUGAUAAAUGAGCUCGUUGCUAACUCAAAAUCGGCUUUGGCUGACGUGGAAGUUAAGUUCUCAGGAGCUAACGUGCUGCUCAAAACGGUGUCACAUAAGAUACCGGGACAGGUUAUGAAGAUAAUCGCUGCUCUUGAGGAUUUGGCUCUCGAGAUUCUUCAGGUUAAUAUUAACACUGUCGACGAAACCAUGCUUAACUCUUUCACCAUCAAGAUUGGAAUUGAGUGCCAACUAAGCGCAGAAGAACUGGCUCAACAAAUUCAGCAAACAUUCUGCUAA
This is a messenger RNA of Microthlaspi erraticum, 1104 nucleotides long. The record is from the annotation of a GenBank genome assembly. Lineage: Eukaryota; Viridiplantae; Streptophyta; Magnoliopsida; Brassicales; Brassicaceae.